Durio zibethinus is the source of this 1248-nucleotide messenger RNA. Its product is annotated as dolichol-phosphate mannosyltransferase subunit 1-like. Gene Ontology annotation, cellular component: endoplasmic reticulum membrane. NCBI's taxonomy places the organism in Eukaryota, Viridiplantae, Streptophyta, Magnoliopsida, Malvales, Malvaceae. Gene Ontology annotation, biological process: dolichol-linked oligosaccharide biosynthetic process; protein O-linked glycosylation via mannose; GPI anchor biosynthetic process. Gene Ontology annotation, molecular function: dolichyl-phosphate beta-D-mannosyltransferase activity. The record is from RefSeq and is a predicted model, not a curated record.
GAGGAAGUGGUCCAUUCGUCGGACCCAAAAUUGGACCGUCUUAAAUUAGCUCAAUUGAUUGUAUCCUGCUUGAAGGGUCCUUCUAUGCCCUUGGCCCAAUUGAGUACUUGUUUGAUUCUUGACGCAAUUUGAAGGAAGCAAGCAUCGUUAUAAAAGGAAAAAGAGUCGAGACGGAACACGGGAGGAACGAGUUUGGUCUUUCCGUGGAACAACGUUACAUAGAAAUGGAGCAGAAGAAUAAGUACAGCAUAAUAGUACCAACAUAUAACGAGCGCCUCAAUAUUGCUCUCAUCGUCUAUCUCAUCUUCAAACAUCUCCGGAGUAGGGAUGUUGAUUUUGAAAUAAUUGUUGUGGAUGAUGGGAGCCCUGAUGGUACUCAAGAAGUUGUGAAACAACUGCAGAAACUGUAUGGUGAAGAUCAUAUUCUAUUGAGACCUAGACCUAAGAAGCUUGGGUUGGGAACUGCUUACAUACAUGGUUUGAAGCAUGCUUCUGGAAAUUUUGUUGUAAUCAUGGAUGCCGAUCUAUCACACCAUCCAAAAUAUUUGCCGAGCUUCAUUAAGAAACAGCUGGAAACUGGUGCCAGCAUAGUUACAGGAACACGAUACAGCAAAGGCGGUGGCGUGCAUGGAUGGAAUCUGAUGCGCAAGCUAACAAGUAGGGGAGCCAAUGUUCUUGCACAGACUCUUUUGUGGCCUGGUGUAUCGGACUUGACUGGAUCUUUCAGGCUUUAUAGGAAAUCAGUGCUUGAAGAUGUCAUUAGCUCCUGUGUUAGCAAGGGGUAUGUGUUUCAAAUGGAAAUGAUUGUUAGGGCUUCAAGAGAAGGCUACCACAUUGAAGAGGUUCCAAUAACUUUUGUUGAUAGAGUAUUUGGAAGUUCAAAGCUUGGCGGAUCUGAAAUUGUAGAGUAUCUAAAAGGCCUUGUAUAUCUUUUGGUCACAACAUGAGACCUUCCGACAAAUAUAACCAACACGAUAAUAUCUUCAUCUGUUUACUUCAAAAAGUGAUUUGUUGAGAUUCAUAGUGUUGACUUACAGCAAACAACUUUUAUAGCUUGUUCUUAGAAGUUCCCUUAUAUAACCUGACUUUUGAUGGCAAAUUUUGUUGUAGAUCUCAAAAAUGUAUUUUGCUACUGGAUGGUUGGCAAACAAUAUGUUUACCGGGGAAUUGUUAUUCAAUGGAAAUUAUCAAAUGAAGAGGCAAAAGCUAGGGUUGCAUUUUACAGGAUGAAGGUUGUGCCACUUUCAU